Messenger RNA from Alosa sapidissima (American shad), 1968 nucleotides. RefSeq names its product UDP-glucose 6-dehydrogenase-like. Gene Ontology annotation, biological process: glycosaminoglycan biosynthetic process. The record is from RefSeq and is a predicted model, not a curated record. Gene Ontology annotation, molecular function: NAD binding; UDP-glucose 6-dehydrogenase activity. Lineage: Eukaryota; Metazoa; Chordata; Actinopteri; Clupeiformes; Clupeidae. The transcript is spliced from 12 exons. The coding region runs from base 184 to 1641 and encodes 485 amino acids. Gene Ontology annotation, cellular component: nucleus; cytosol.
CUAGAGAUGCACAGACCCCUGAUUCUGUCCUCAUGGUCACCCUUAAGUAAAGAAGGACAAGUGCUUAAUUAUUCCUGUUUGCCUUGAAAUUACAGGGCCCUGAAAGGGAAGAAGUGUCCCCUCAUAAAUCCAUCUCUCCUUGCUGGAGCAGCUGUUUGACUACAAAGUGUCAAUCUUGAGGUGAUGGAGGUGCGUAGGAUCUGCUGUAUCGGGGCGGGUUACGUGGGCGGCCCUACCUGCAGUGUCAUCGCUCAGAUGUGUCCAGAGGUGGUGGUCACCGUUGUGGACGUGAACGAGGACCGCAUCCGUGCCUGGAACUCCAGCUGCUUACCCAUUUUUGAGCCUGGUCUGCAGGAGGUGGUGGCGUCCUGUCGAGGAGUCAAUCUCUUCUUCUCAACGGACAUCGACUCUGCCAUCAAAGAGGCUGACCUCGUGUUCAUAUCAGUGAACACUCCGACAAAGACCUUUGGUAUUGGUAAGGGCCGCGCUGCCGACCUGAAGUACAUUGAGGCGUGUGCACGUCGCAUUGCAGAGUUGUCCAGCGGCUGUAAAAUAGUGGUGGAGAAAAGCACCGUGCCCGUCCGUGCUGCCGAGAGCAUACGCCGCAUCUUCAACGCCAACACCAAGAGUAACCUGAACCUACAGGUGCUGUCCAACCCAGAGUUCCUGGCCGAGGGAACAGCCAUCGCAGACCUGAAGAACCCGGACCGUGUGCUGAUUGGAGGAGACGAGACUCCAGAGGGGCAGAGUGCCGUCCAGGCCCUCAGAAGGAUCUAUGAGCACUGGGUGCCCAAGAACAAAAUCAUCACUACUAACACCUGGUCAUCCGAGCUCUCCAAACUGGCAGCUAAUGCAUUCCUGGCGCAACGCAUCAGCAGCAUUAACUCCAUCAGCGCUCUUUGUGAAGUCACGGGGGCAGACGUAGAAGAGGUGGCCCACGCCAUCGGCACUGACCAGAGGAUCGGCAGCCGCUUCCUCAAGGCCAGCGUGGGAUUUGGUGGGAGCUGCUUUCAAAAAGAUGUACUCAAUCUGGUAUAUUUGUGUGAAGCUCUUAACCUACCAGAGGUGGCAAGAUACUGGCAGCAGGUGAUUGAGAUUAAUGACUACCAGCGCAAACGCUUCUCCUCGCGCAUCAUCAGCUGCCUCUUCAACACGGUGACCGAUAAAAAGAUCGCUCUGCUAGGCUUUGCCUUCAAGAAGGACACCGGAGAUACCAGAGAAUCAUCCAGCAUCCAUAUCAGCCGAUAUCUUCUGGAGGAAGGAGCCUGUCUGUGUGUUUACGAUCCCAAGGUCAAAGCAGAGCAGAUCAUCCAGGACCUGACGCAGAUCACUGCCCCUUCCAGAGUGUCUCAGCUGGUCACGAUUGCCACUAACCCUUACGAGGCCUGUGAGAAUGCCCAUGCCAUUGUCAUCUGCACCGAGUGGGACAUGUUCAAGGAGCUGGACUAUGAGAGGAUCUACAAGGCCAUGCUGAAGCCAGCCUUUGUCUUUGAUGGCAGAAGGAUCUUAGAUGGCCUACACGACCAGCUCCAGAACAUCGGCUUUCAGGUGGAGACGAUUGGUAAAAGAGUUAGCCAGAGGAUUCCCUACACCUCCACAGACUCGGGAGAUCAGCCGCAACCGAAAAAGAACAAAGUAUAAAGCGCUCCGCAGACAGCAGUCAACGCAACCGACUGGCAGAAAGAUCAUCCUGUUAUAUUGAAUCAUGAUUGUAAAACUGUGAGCAUCUCAGUGUUUCUGUAUUAUCUCUAGUAUCUCUAUCACUUGGAGGGACACGUUAUUUAAUAAGGGCAGGUCGAUAAGAAUUUUUUUUUAAAUUACUUUUAUACACUACAGGCUGCAAUGGUAAUUGUCCACAUGUGUAUUAACUUUUAUCUACAAUGCUGUGACACAAACCCUAACUGGUUUGGUAAAUAUACAAAUAUAUAAUACUUUAUAAAUAAAAUAAAAAAAACUGUUAUUUAUAGA